AUAGACAUUGGAUGUCAAGAUGUCUGUGCAGUACCUGAUGGUGCCAGUCACACUGCUACUACUCGCCAGUUCACUGCUGCAGUCAUCGGCACUCAAGCAGUGUGAACAAGCCUGGACAAAUGGUGGCAAGGUUGGAAGGUAUCAAAAAUAUUUUGCUGAGAUUUGCCGAGGCGACUCGCCAUCAGACCAAGAUCUGUGUCCUGGAGAUCACCCGGCGGAAUGCUGCAUGCACGAAGACUGCGACCGCGGAACUCGCUUUGCGGGCAUGAAGUGCGGAUGCCACUCCGGCUGCCAGCGCUUGGCAUGCCAGUAUGAACUAGACAGGGACUGCGAUUACGUUACACACCCGAGGAAUGGCAAGGUCAAGCGCCUCACCGACACACGCGUUCAAGUGGCUUGCGAUACCGGGUUCAUCGCCUACCCUCCGGAUACGUUUGACAGGCACUGCAAUCCACAGGAGAGCAAAGAGUGGCUGCCUAAAAUCGAGUGUCGCAGAAAGUGCAGGACCCCGCCUGGCUUUGCCUAUUCCAAUCGUCUCACCAAGGGGUCAUCGUUCGCCGUUGGACAGACAGUGCAGUAUUCAUGCAAACCUGGCUACCUAUUCCUACAUGGCAAGGACCAUGUCACUUGUCAGGAGAGAGAUGGACGUGCACAGUGGACACGUAUAACAUGCCAGAUCCUGAAAUGCCCCAAGAUCUGGUCCAGCGAUCCAAACCUUCUCGCCAGGCCGGCAUCAGCGGACUCUUACAGGUCCGCUGUUCGGUUCAGCUGCCCGGCUGGCUUUGAUCUGAUUGGUACCCGUCAAGUACGAUGCGAUCUCGCGUCCGCAACCACUGUCGCUUGGAGCGGUUCUCCUCCCACGUGCAGAGAAAGGAGAUGUCCGAUGGGCGUUGUAUCAAGUACCUCGGAUCCUUACGCCAAGCUGAAGAACGAUACAGGAAGGAAUUUUGCGAACUCCGGAGAGUCAGUGAGUUUCUCAUGUCCUGCUCCAUCUAUGCUACGUGAUCAUGGUGCUCUUGAGUGCUAUCGCGGUACUUGGUCUUCUGGCCAGCCUAAAUGCAAGCCAAGUUGCUGCGAGCGCCGUGGCAUUCCGGUCGAUGCAGGCCAGGACGUUACGUACUCCGACCCGCAAAAGUCGUGCCCAGUCUCUGAAGUGUCUCGUGCUUUCAUCCAGUGCAAUACCUGCCAUCUCCCAGCCUCGCGUAGUAAUGUCACAUCGCUGAGAAUUACGUGUGACAACGAAACCUGGUCCGACAGUAGCAGUUUGGUCUGUGAACGCAAGACGUGCCCUCCUCUGCAGUCUCUUCUGGGUGCGACUCCAAGUCAUCAAAUGCCCGAUAUCGAGAGCUCUGCAGGAAAUCUGACCACAUUGCCGCAGCCGUGUGGGGCUUCUGUGCGCCUGUCCUGUAGUGACUCGAGCAGAAAGCUGGUCCCGCGUUUCCCUGUGGUGCAUUGUACAAGCAGCGGAGAGUGGUCUGUCAAGAAGUUAGGCAUCUGCUUACUCAAAAACGCUGCGAGUUGCUCGCAAGCAAUACCAGGAGUCGACGAGACUCGAUUUGAUGUGAGGAUUCCAGCGGAUCGCUCAGCAGGCGUCCGGGUGUCCAUCAGCAACUGCCGUGCCCGUUGCAUGAGAACGCCGGCAGUAACUGCUGUGUGUAUGUUGGACCACACUACCGGGGAGCUGAACUGGCAGCUUGAUGGUGUGCCGAACUGCACAGUUUCCCGCUGUUCAGACUACAAGGUCUGGUCAGGUGAUGGCUACACUCAUCUUGGCCGUAAGUCCAGCAACUCCUGCCUGGGAGGGGCCAAGAAGGUGCGUUGCAGGCAGGGAUACUAUCGGCUGGUACGCAAUAACCGUAGAGCUGUCGUACGUGCUUCUUGCAGUGUCCAGGGUGAAUGGUCUCACAGUCCGUAUAAUAUGCGCUGCGUUGCAAACUGCAGUAACGUCUGUAUGGGGAUAGGGGAAGAAUGCUAUGUGUCGAGAACAUCACCGAAAGAGUACUCUUGCCGCUGUAUCGCUAACUGUCCCAAACCAACUCAAGGCAGUGAUGCGUUGUGUGGUUCCGAUGGCAAGACGUAUGACACUCGCUGCCAUCUCCAACAGCAGAUCUGCAAGACCGGGCAGCACAUUGGGGAAUUACCUCUUGAAGAGUGCAACAAAGGUGGCCGUUGUUGGACGAGUCCGCCUAUUUCAGACUUUGCCAAGUACGCCAGCCCUGCUGUUAACUGUAGACGAAAGAUUGGAGACUACUUCAACUUUAGAAAUGGACAAUGUCAAAGCUACGAAGCUUUCGGCUGUCAACGACUACAAGACAACACCUUCCAAACAAGCAGGCAGUGCUCCAGAGAAUGUAUCGAAGAGAGGGUGUGUCACAUGGCCCCGGACAAAGGCCCGUGUAACGGCACCCAGCAACGGCACUUUUUCAACUGCUCCUCAUCCAGAUGCGAGCGUUUCACCUAUGGCGGCUGUGGCGGAAAUCAGAACAACUUCAGAACCCGUUUGUCGUGCGAAGGUGUUGCUACCGGUCAGCAGUGCAAGGAUUCCAACAAUACCUGCAAUGCCAACAAUAGAUGUUGUGAGAGUGAGCAAGUAAGACGCAGCACCAUGUGCAACGACGCCGAUUUUGCCAUCACUGCUCGAGUGCAAUUUCAUUCGGAGCCACCACAAAAUAAUGCAAUGAUCUACACAGCACGGGUAACUGGAAUCGUACAUGGCGAGAGAAUAUUGGCAAGGAAUGAAGACGGCGCAGCUGUAGAACUAAUCGCAGGACUAACGAGGUACACUUUGGUUGUUAACAAAGCGCCGUCAGGGUGUGGCCAAUGCACAGUCAUUCCAACUUCUGGAAACAUGUUCCUGAUGGGGAGAAUAGCUCAUUCCGAGGCGGGUACUCCCUUUUUACACAUGGACCAAAGUGCAUUCGGCUUUGCCUACAGGCUGACCAGUGACGGUAGGGAUGAAGUGUGCUCAUUCUGCCCGGCUGCCUCAGCUGUGAGCACCUCAGCCAGGUGUCCAGUCCCUGACCAGGAUUAGACGGCAACGCUAGAAGCUAGAGUUAUAUGCUACUGAGAGAACGAGAACUCUGUACGAGGCUUCAGCCACGGACUACUUUCUCACUUGACAAGUCAGAUAAUUAUUUUCUGCUGUGCAUUUCUUCAUUUGGGUUCAGUUUUCUCCUUUUUUUGCAUUGGUAAAUGCAUGGACUUGUACGUACACAGAUAGUCUGAGCCGUUUGCAAUACCCCAGCGCCGAUUUUCAUGCAUUGGGCCAAUGACAGUUUCACGUGCUCGAUGGCAGUUUCCGCAGCCACAUCAGAUGAUCAGAAGAUUAGAAAAUAAAUCAUGCGGCCACACUGCCCGAUGCAUGACUCUCUUAUUAUGACCUAUAGUAUCACUGAACCACUAAAUCAAUCCUUUACACCUUCGCUUUGUGAGUGUAAUACUUCCAGAGCCAGAUCCAGAUAAAUCUCCUUACUGUUGUCUGUUGAUCAUUUUUCACCUAUUAUUUCUAUACCUAAGCUAAGCAGUCACAUGUUAUUCCUGCAUAUCUCCCUCCUUAGGGCUAUGUAGACUGUGCAUAUUCAUAAUAUUGGCUCCUUUUUACUUUCAGGGAUUGAAUACAUGCUUUGGUUUGUCGUGGUAAAA
This is a messenger RNA of Sycon ciliatum, 3642 nucleotides long. Its product is annotated as sushi, von Willebrand factor type A, EGF and pentraxin domain-containing protein 1-like. Gene Ontology annotation, molecular function: protein binding; serine-type endopeptidase inhibitor activity. NCBI's taxonomy places the organism in Eukaryota, Metazoa, Porifera, Calcarea, Leucosolenida, Sycettidae. Bases 20 to 3031 code for a protein of 1003 amino acids. The transcript has 15 exons. The record is from RefSeq and is a predicted model, not a curated record.